UGACAGGCGGGCACGGCCGGUGGCGCGGGGAGUGAGGCGGCGCCCCGGGCACCGGAGCUGAAGGAGGGGAGAGGCCCAGGGAAAGAAGCCCAAGAGUCACACCCCUGCACCUACAGCCAUGGGGGAGAUGGAGCAGCUGCGGCAGGAAGCGGAACAGCUCAAGAAACAGAUUGCAGAUGCCAGGAAGGCCUGUGCCGACAUCACCCUGGCAGAGCUGGUCUCUGGCCUCGAGGUGGCGGGACGGGUCCAGAUGAGAACCCGGCGGACGCUGAGGGGGCACCUGGCCAAGAUCUACGCCAUGCACUGGGCCACUGACUCCAAGCUGCUGGUCAGUGCCUCGCAGGACGGGAAGCUGAUCGUCUGGGACACCUACACCACCAAUAAGGUGCAUGCCAUCCCGCUGCGCUCCUCCUGGGUCAUGACCUGCGCCUACGCCCCAUCGGGGAACUUCGUGGCUUGCGGUGGGCUGGACAACAUGUGCUCCGUGUACAGCCUCAAGUCCCGGGAGGGCACGGUCAAGGUCAGCCGGGAGCUGUCCGCACACACCGGUUAUCUCUCUUGCUGCCGGUUCUUGGACGACAACAACAUCGUGACCAGCUCGGGGGACACGACCUGCGCCCUGUGGGACAUUGAGACUGGGCAGCAGAAGACGGUGUUCGUGGGCCACACCGGGGACUGCAUGAGCCUGGCCGUGUCCCCCGACUUCAAACUCUUCAUCUCGGGCGCUUGCGACGCCAGCGCCAAGCUCUGGGACGUGCGGGAGGGGACGUGCCGGCAGACGUUCACGGGCCAUGAGUCGGACAUCAACGCCAUCUGCUUCUUCCCCAGCGGAGAGGCCAUCUGCACGGGCUCGGACGACGCCUCGUGCCGCCUGUUCGACCUGCGGGCGGACCAGGAGCUGGCCACCUACGCCCACGAGAGCGUCCUCUGUGGCAUCACGUCCGUGGCCUUCUCCCUCAGCGGCCGCCUGCUCUUCGCUGGCUAUGACGACUUCAACUGCAACGUCUGGGACUCCAUGAAGGGCGAGCGUGUGGGCAUCCUCUCUGGCCACGACAACAGAGUCAGCUGCCUGGGGGUCACAGCUGACGGCAUGGCCGUGGCUACGGGCUCCUGGGACAGCUUCCUCAAAAUCUGGAACUGAGGCGGCUGGAGGAGGAGGGGGUGACCCAGCCCCCCUUGCCUCCCCCCACAUGGCUUGAAAGCGUUUCCUCUUCUAGACCCCCGCUGCCAACCCCAGCCAACUUCCCCCUAGAGAAGAUUGGGGACUCUGGAGAGGGGGCAGCAUCAGGAACUCAGGGGCACACAGCUGCCCCGGCUCCUUCUGGGGCCUCUGCUUGCUCUCGCUGGUCCUGAUAGCGUCCGCUGAUAGGAAGGACACCAGCGCUCCCAGCCCUGGACAGGCCACCAGGUUCCCAGCCAAGCCCCAGGCCUCCUCCCUCAGAGCCACGGGGUGACCCGGGAUGCUCAGAUCGGCGACCGUGUUCCGGGUAUCACUUAGGCUCCUGCACCCCCUUCAUCCUUUCGCUUUUCCUUUUUCUUUCCUGCAAUAAAGUGGAGUGGCUCAGUCUG
Molecule: messenger RNA, 1569 nt
Organism: Sorex araneus (European shrew)
Lineage: Eukaryota; Metazoa; Chordata; Mammalia; Eulipotyphla; Soricidae
Gene: GNB3
Product: G protein subunit beta 3
Exons: 10
Coding region: 119-1141 (340 amino acids)
Biological process (GO): G protein-coupled receptor signaling pathway
Cellular component (GO): cytoplasm; heterotrimeric G-protein complex
Molecular function (GO): signaling receptor complex adaptor activity; protein binding
Source: RefSeq, a predicted model, not a curated record